AUGGCAGAUGAUGGAAUACUGGAUGAUCCUAAUUAUGUAGAAACAGACGAUGGAAUAUUGGAUGACCCCAAUUAUAUUAAUGAUGACGGAAUCCUCGAUGACCCUGAUUAUCAAAUUCAAACGUCACUGAACGAUGCCGAAGUUAUCGAUAACUCUGAAUAUGAUCAUUUUACAGAAGCUGAAAAGGAAGAACUUGGUAUCAUAGAUGAUCAAGGCAUUCUAGACGAUCCAGACUACGUUCAAAGCAUCAACACGGAUUCUGAUACUCAUCUUAUCAAUCACCAUGAUAGUAAUAUGACGGAAGAUGAUAAAAGGCAGUUUAAUAAAACAGAAAAUAAUAUUAUUGGUAAUGCAAUUACCACUAAUAUUAGUGAUCAUGAUUAUCCAAUUGUUAUUAAUACCGACCAAGUUGGCCAACUUUCGGAUAGUAUUUCAUGCAGCACAGAAAUCAUAGAUACUUCAAAUACUUCUAUCAGCUAUGACAGUCAUUCUUAUCAAAGUAAUCAAACUAAAGAGAUUGCUGAGCUAGGAAUUAUAGAUGAUGAUUACGAAAUUGCCAGUCCAAAUGAUGAAAAUACUACUUCAUCAAAACCAGAUAUUUUUGUCCAAGACCUGAACUAUAGUAACAAUGACGAUUUGGAUGCUGCCCCUGAAGCCAAUAAAAAUUUCGCAACUGUGACCAGUAUCGAAUGCAAUUCACGUAGUGAAGAUUUAAGUUCACAUAAGAAGCCAAAUGUUGAUAGUAACGACAGCAAAAGUGUUAAUCAGGUAAGCUUUCGUCCUAAGAUCAUAACUAGAAGAAUGAGUAAAGAGGAUAAAGCUAACACGGAAGGAAUUAGGAAGAAUACCCGAAAUAGCACAAGAAAAGCCGGUGAUGUCAAGGGCUGUAAUAUUUCUUUAACGGUUAAUGAUUCAAAGUUGGAUAAAUCAUUAAAUAGAAUAAGAUCCGAAACAAUAGUUAUUGAUAAGAGACACAAUCCGAAUGUAAGCAAUGACAGCAAAUACGACGAAACAACUCUAUCAGCUGAAAAUUCUUUGCCGUCAAAUACGACCAAACCCAAAAGACAAAGAAGUCACAGCGAUGUAGGUGAAAAUAUUAAUGAAGUUCUUGAAGAUAGUAUAGAAGAAAAGAGGAGAGAACGACGUAAUACUUUAAGUAGAUCGAAUAAUAUUUCGCCCCCAAGAAGCUUAAAGUUACAGAAAAGAUCACUUUUGCCUAGCAAGUUACCAGCAAUGAAAUCACCAACCGCGACAAGUCCGCCUUUUAAUAGUAAACCUUCCAUCAAAAAAUCUUCUAGUGCUGUUGCUUUGCAUAAUGAUAAAAAUUCGCAGCAAAAACAAUCUGCUACAUCUACUUCACCAAUAACUUCAGCAGCAUCUCCACGUGAUCGUCUGAAGCAUGCCGCAAGUGCAUCGCAACUACCUUCACGAGUCAUUAAGACGCGAGUUGACACUAGCGAUAAGAAACUAACUCCAACUAGCAAUCAAAAUCACGAGGAAAGUACUAAUAAAGAAAAUAAAAAUAUCAAAGCGAAAAAUUUAUCAUCGCGCCAUAGUGCUCAGGGACUUACCACUGGUAAUAAAGUAAGCCCUCGUAUUAGUAACACAAGUAAGUCCCUUAGCAAUUCUAGUCUACUUGGUGAAAAAUCAAAACGCCCUGCUAGUGCUAGUAGCUUAACGUUAGGGCGAUUUAGUAGGAGUACGACCAAUCUUAGCAUUAAAAGUAAUGCAAGUAAAGAAAGAGAAGACCUAGAAAAAGAGUUAUUAAAGGCUAAAGCACAAGUAACAGACGCAAAAAUGGAAGCGUCACAAGCAAUUGAGGAAGCUCAUUUCCUAGCUGCUAAAGCGGUCGAAGAAAUUAAGUUGGAAACAGAUAACCAGAUUAAACAAGCCAAACAACAGGCUGAGCAAGAUUUACUUCAAUUGAAAUUCGACGCUGACAAAGAAAUAUUUCAAUUAACUCAUCUAUACAAAGAUCAAAAAAGAAGUAGUCAAACUUGGCAGAAAGUUGCACAUAAAAAGAAUAUAGCUAAUGAAGCAUUGGCCAUCGUCAUUCAAGUUUUACAGAAUAAGAUUGAUGCCCUGGAAAGAAAAGUUUAUAUAGAAAUUAAGGAUGGGGAAGAACACUUAUCUGAAAUUGAUAGAUUGAAAUUAAGACAACAGGAACAAAUUAAACGUUUGAAAGAAAGUAGAAUGAUAAUGUUGAAGGAUGUUAACGUUCAACAUGCUAAGAAAAUGGCAUCCCUAGAAGCUAAGCAUCAAAUCUCAAUGUCAGAACUAAAAAGAGCUCACAGUAAGGAAAUCGUAAGAAUGGAAUGUAAAACUAAUAAAUUGCAGAAAGAACACGAAGAACAAAUUCAACAUAUCCAGAAUGAAAACAAAGAGUCACGAUCAAUUCUAGAGGAUGAAAGCUUCAACCUUUGUAACGAAAUUGCGACGCUGAAGGAUAGAGUGCACGAGCUAGAAUGUACCUCUAGUAUUGAUCACGACCAACGAGUUCAGGAUGCUGUAGAAAAAUGUGAAAACAUGCCGAAAGAAUUAGAGAGCUUAAAAGCUGUUUUAGAGUUAAAAUUCCAAGAAAUAAAUCGACUUAAAACUGAAAAGCAAGAAAUCGCUAGUCAGCUGUUAUUGAACAAUCAAACGAAAAAGUAUAUAAAAAAUUUGGAGCUACGAAAUGAGGAACUGGAAGCGAUAGUCAAUGCAAAAAUACGAACAGAGAAGAAAAAUCUCUCAGCUAUAACUAUCUUACAAGAAGAACUGAACACCUUGAAGCGAGAAAGAAAUCAGCUUCGUUUGGAAAUCGAGCAAUUACGAUGGAAAACUAAAUCGGCUUGA
Trichoplax adhaerens is the source of this 2835-nucleotide messenger RNA. RefSeq lists its product as uncharacterized. The record is from RefSeq and is a predicted model, not a curated record. NCBI's taxonomy places the organism in Eukaryota, Metazoa, Placozoa, Uniplacotomia, Trichoplacea, Trichoplacidae. Gene Ontology annotation, molecular function: microtubule binding. Bases 1 to 2835 code for a protein of 944 amino acids. Gene Ontology annotation, cellular component: nucleus; cytoplasm. The transcript is spliced from 7 exons.